Messenger RNA from Darwinula stevensoni, 3030 nucleotides. The record is from the annotation of a GenBank genome assembly. Lineage: Eukaryota; Metazoa; Arthropoda; Ostracoda; Podocopida; Darwinulidae.
UAUAAUUACAUGGGUUAUGAUUUGAAUGAUGAUGCAGAUAAAGGUGAAUAAGGUGUUUCUGCGGUAACUCAAGCUAUUUCCCUGGUGCAAUCUCAGAUAAGCUGGGUUAAAAGUACCCCAACUUGUUUCCCAACUGUCAUAUAAUAAUCGAUCUAUUGCCUCGGGCAGGUGCCAAAAGAUGAUCGACUGGGUGUCGAUCGUUCGGGGCUCCAGCCGCCGGCUGUCCAAUCGCAUCCCGGCCUACAUGUUCGUCCCCAACAUCCGCCGGAAGAGGAAGAAGCGGGUACCCCAGGCGCCUCCGGUGGCGAUGGACGAGACGGACCCGGGCGUGGACGGGGAGGAGAAGUACGUCCCGCCGCCCCGCCUCUGCUGCUGCUUCACUCCGCUGCUCCUGCCUUCGGCUCUGAGAAUGUCGAAGACGUUGAACUCCUCGAAGGACAAGAACGUGGACCCCAACUGUCGCCUGCAUGGAGCGUCAACCUCCAAUCAGGUGAUUGCGACGUUGCUCCAUCGCGUGAGGGAAGUGGGACAAGUUUGCACGCCGCGUUGUAUCCGGGGGGAGCAAGGAGCUGCGCGUGUUGACUCGACCGUGUUUGAGCACCCCGGUUUAUCUAUUGCCGAGCUGAUAAAUCCAGAUAACCGCGGGAUCAUGGAAUUCCUCAAGUUUUACGUUAAGGAUGCAAGACGGUCCGGGUCUCCCCGGGCAACUUUCACAUUCCAGGUGGUGGAAGAAGGUUGGGAGCUGGUGGAGGUGGAGAUCGAGAGGGGGAGGGGUGGGCUGGGGGUGUCGGUGGCGGGGGGCACGGACUCCCCGCAUUUCCCGCAGGACCCGAACAUCUACAUCACCAAAAUCAUUCCGAACGGGGCGGCCUUCCGGGACAAGCGCCUUCGGGUGAACGACGUCUUGCUGAGGGUGAACGACGUGGACCUGGUGGGCGUACCGCACGGCUUCGCGGUCGAGACUCUCAGGGUGGCUGGAAGUGUCCUCAAUCUGUUGGUGAAGCGGCGGAAGACUUUGCGACAGCUGAGUCCGGGGCAAUAUGAAGUGGAGUUGACGAAAGGAGAUCAGGGUCUCGGGUUCAGCAUCGCAGGGGGUAUGGGGAACCAACACAUUCCAGGGGAUGCUGGCAUCUUCGUCACCAAGGUUACCGAACUCUUUUUUUGCCUCGUCACCGAGGAGCACCACGAAUGGCUCUGUGGAUGCUCGCCUGCUUCGCGAGUGCCUCCCAAUCUCCAAUCUGGUCAUUCGCAGGUGAUGGAGGGAGGCGCGGCAGCGGCGGAGGGCACGCUCGAGGUCGGGGAUCGACUCGUCGCAGUGCGCAACGGCGCCGACGGAGAGGUCAGCCUGGAGAACGUGACGCACGAGGAGGCCGUGGCAGUCCUCAAGGGAUUGCGAGACGCGGUCGUCCUUGUCAUCGAGAAGCCCAAGCCCUCGAAUCACCAUAACCCCAUCGAUGACGAUGAUCGGGAAGAGGAUUACGGCCCUGUCCUUUUUUCUCCCAAGACGGAGGCAACCCCGAAUCAAUUACCGGACGACAGGCAGCCGGCGUCCAGCACCCAUUCUCCACCUCAACCCUCAAUGGAAUCCAGGAAAGUGGUAUUACAAAAAGGUCCAAAUGGCCUGGGUUUCAACAUUGUUGGAGGAGAAGAUGAUGAGGGAAUCUUCAUCUCAUAUUUGCUGACUGGUGGAGUGGCAGAAGCAUCUGGUGCCUUGAAGAUUGGUGAUCAGAUCAUUCGUCCACAAAAGGAUGAUGGCCUGCCAAGCCGUGGUCUCCCAUUUACGUUUGGGGAGAUCCUUCAUGUUACCAAUGCCUGCGAUGAUGAGUGGUGGCAGGCUAAACGUGUCCUCCCUUCUGGGUCCGAGGGAGAAUUGGGCAUUAUCCCAUCCAAACGGAGAUGGGAACGGAAGAUGCGUGCUCGAGAUAGGACAGUCAAGUUCCAGGGCAAAGCCUCUGGCUCCAUCUCAUUGCAGGGUUCAACUUCGAGCCUGGAUCGAAAGAAGCGCAUCACUUUCUCAAGGAAGUUCCCUUUUAUGAAGAGUAGAGAUGAGCGUGGCAUUGGAGAUGAGGAUUCUGACCUUGAAUCAACAACAGUGGCCUCUCGGAAUGGAGAGACAGGUAGCCUGAAAGGGGGAGAGGAGCGGAUCCUAUCCUAUGAGCCAGUGGAAAGGGUGGAGAUCUCCUUUUCUCGCCCAGUAGUCAUCCUUGGGCCACUAAAAGACCGCUUCAAUGAUGACCUCAUCUCGGAGUUCCCUGACAAGUUUGGCACCUGUGUCCCACGCAUGAAAUCUGGUGUCUGGGAAUGUCCUGAACAUCUCCACAACUCUGCUUGUGCUGCAGAUACGACACGUGCACGUCGAGAGUACGAGGUUGAUGGUCAGGAUUACUACUUUGUCCCAAGCCGGGAGGAGAUGGAGCGGGACAUACAGAACCAUUUAUUCAUUGAAGCUGGCCAGUACAAUGAGAAUCUAUAUGGGACAUCAGUCACUGCCGUCCGACGUGUUGCAGAGAAUGGCAAGCACUGCAUCCUCGACGUGAGCGCCAGUGCCAUUCGGAGAUUGCGCAUAGCUAAUCUUCAUCCCAUCGCAAUUCUUAUUCGACCAAGGAGUCAUGAACUCCUCAUGGAAUGGAACAAGAGAACAACAGAGGAACAGGCCAAGAAGCAAUAUGAGAGGGCACUCAAACUGGAACAUGAUUACUUGGAAUAUUUCUCUGCACUUGUACACGGGGAUACACCUGAAGAGGUAUACGAGAACGUGAAGCAUGUGAUAGACAUCAACAGUGACUCUGUGAUUUGGGCCCCCAAGGAAAAGGAUAAGGAAGUGUGGUCCUCAUGAGAUUAAUAUCAAUGUGCAAGACAUGACCCUAAUUAAGAGAGUGACUUGGUCUGACCUUACCCGACAUUCCUCGCCCGUAUCCAAAUUUGUCGGGAUUUUGUCUUCAACCUUGAGGAAAUUUCAGUAAAACUUUAGACAAAGAAACUUGGAUUUGUUUUUAUCUUUGUUAUUUGAAUACAGCCUUGGUUUGUUGA